AUGUGCCUGAGUCUAAACCUCCACCAAUUAGUUGAAAGCUGCACCCAUGGCCCUAAUACUUUGGAUUUGCUCCUGACCAACAAUUUGGGGCUUGUUAGGAAUGCAAAGGUCCUGGCACCUAUUGGCAGGAGUGAUCAUGCAUCUGUCUUAUUUGAGCUCAACAUCGAGGUUGAUGUCAGCACCAGUACAGUAUUCCGAAGAAAUUUCAGAGAUGCGAAUUUUGAUAAUAUUUCUGGAUUACCUCUACAGUGCAACCGUAGAAAGAACUUAGCAUGGGAUAAGGCUGUGGCUAGUGGUGACCCGAAUGACUGGGAGGAUUACCGCAAAUUGAGAGCUGUAUUCGAGAAACGGUUGAAAAAGUUUUAUAGCCAACUUGAAAGGAAGAUUAUCUAUACUGGAAACAGGAAUUCCUUUUACAGGUUUCUUAACCUUAGGCUUAGGAAAAGUAAGGGCCUUAGUGUUCUUUUGACUGAUGAUGGUAGAAGUAUAUGCAAAGACGAGGACAAAGCUGAGCUGUUGGCUAGUAUAUUUGACAAAGCUUAUCAAAAGGUGGAGAAGGAAACAUGCGGAAGGAUCGGACGAUGUUGCUGCGAUCACGUUCGCGCUUUGAAUCCCAGCAUUGCUUCGUUAAAUGGAAAAACUGGAAGUCGUCAAAAACCAACUUCGGUCAACGCUAGACGAGAUGAGGAAGGACAACAGAAUGGCCUCUGA
Molecule: messenger RNA, 711 nt
Organism: Ostertagia ostertagi
Lineage: Eukaryota; Metazoa; Nematoda; Chromadorea; Rhabditida; Trichostrongylidae
Source: the annotation of a GenBank genome assembly